UAGCUAAAACUAAAACGUCUUGCAUGGUGUUUUUGGAAAAAAACCACUCUCUCUCCCUAGCCUAGCUACUUUCUUCCUUUGGCUUCCUUCAGAGUCUUUUUCUUUCUCUCUCUCUUUCUCUCUCUUUCACUCAUUCAAAGAUUAAAAUAAAUAAACAAAUAAAUAAAAAAGCUAUAAAUGGUGUAGAGAGAAGUAGAAGUAGGGUAUAAAAAAAAAAAAUUGGCUUUCUUUGGGGGUUAGAAAAUUCUUUUUUCCGAAAGCUGAAGUUUUGCCGGAGUGGAAGCCAAAGCCAAGAUAUCUUAUCAGAGAAGGCAGUGCAAAUUAAUAUGGGAAGAGGAAAGAUAGAGAUAAAGAGGAUAGAGAACACAACCAAUCGUCAAGUGACUUUCUGUAAGAGAAGAAAUGGACUGCUGAAGAAAGCUUAUGAGCUAUCUGUGCUCUGUGAUGCAGAAGUUGCCCUCAUUGUCUUCUCCAGUCGGGGCCGUCUCUACGAGUACGCAAAUAACAAUAUAAGAUCAACCAUAGAGAGGUACAAGAAAGCAUGCUCAGACAGCUCAAAUACAACUUCCAUUACAGAAAUAAACGCGCAGUAUUAUCAACAAGAGUCGGCAAAGCUGAGACAACAAAUACAAAUGCUACAGAAUUCCAACAGGAACUUGAUGGGAGAUUCCUUAAGCUCCCUCACAGUGAAAGAACUAAAGCAGUUGGAGAACAGGCUAGAAAGAGGCAUUACAAGAAUCAGGUCCAAGAAGCAUGAAAUGUUACUUGCAGAAAUUGAAUACUUGCAGAAAAGGGAGAUUGAGCUGGAAAACGAGAAUGUGUGCCUACGAACUAAGAUUACUGAAAUUGAGAGGCUUCAACAAACAAACAUGGUUUCUGGUCAAGAGCUGAAUGCGAUCCAUGCACUGGCUUCUCGAAAUUUCUUUAAUCCAAAUUUAAUUGAGGGUUCAACUGCCUUCUCUCAACCAGACAAGAAGAUACUCCAUCUUGGGUAAGCUUACUAUGGAGAGAAAAAUUGGUAUCAUAAAAAAGCAUUAACUCUAUAAAUAAAUUAGAUGCCAAUGUUGUGGAGUAUGUAUCUUAUUAAUGUUAUGUAUGAGUGUCUCAGUGCACCAUGAGAUGAGACGGUAUAAAAUUCUUGUUACAUGACUUAGGACAUGGAUCUAAACAGAAUAUGAAUAUGGAUUUAAUUGUAUGUUACUAAGCAAAUUGUAUGAAUCCAUAAUAGUACUGCUAGCUAUAUAUUUUAUACAGAUAAUUUUUGAAAAA
This is a messenger RNA of Ziziphus jujuba (common jujube), 1269 nucleotides long. Its product is annotated as agamous-like MADS-box protein AGL11. Gene Ontology annotation, cellular component: nucleus. Bases 327 to 995 code for a protein of 222 amino acids. Gene Ontology annotation, biological process: positive regulation of transcription by RNA polymerase II. Gene Ontology annotation, molecular function: DNA-binding transcription factor activity, RNA polymerase II-specific; protein dimerization activity; RNA polymerase II cis-regulatory region sequence-specific DNA binding. The transcript has 9 exons. The record is from RefSeq and is a predicted model, not a curated record. Lineage: Eukaryota; Viridiplantae; Streptophyta; Magnoliopsida; Rosales; Rhamnaceae.